Messenger RNA from Uranotaenia lowii, 2029 nucleotides. RefSeq names its product golgin subfamily A member 1-like. Lineage: Eukaryota; Metazoa; Arthropoda; Insecta; Diptera; Culicidae. The transcript has 3 exons. The record is from RefSeq and is a predicted model, not a curated record. Gene Ontology annotation, cellular component: Golgi apparatus. Bases 370 to 1101 code for a protein of 243 amino acids.
GGUAAGACCGUAGUUUGUCGUCGUAGUAGAUCAAAAGGCCGUAGUAAGUAGAUCAUCAAACGGCCGUAGUAUGUCGUUAGACCGUAGUAAAUCGUCAGGCCGUAAAUAGUAUUUUGUCAGGCCUUAGUAGGUCGUCAGGCCGUAGAUGGUAUUCAGUCCGUAGAAGUUCGUUAGGCCGUAGUACCUCAUCAAACUGCAGCAGGUCGUCAAGGUUGUCAGCCCUUUGUAGGUCAUUGGGCCGUGGUAGGUCGUCAUGCCUCAGAAAGUUGUCAACCAUUAGAAGAGCCGUACUAAAUGAUCGGGCCACAGUAGCAGAUCGUUUUACUCAUUCCUUGGAUCGUCAACCCUUGAAUAAUCAAACCCAAUAUUAUGCAGUUGUUCCCUAGAGUUGUCCUAAAUAAAUGCUUCAUAAAUUCUCUUGUUUUUUUUUUUAGAUUGAACACGGUUAACGAGCUACGAAAGCAAAUUGAUGAACUGAUGAGUACAAACCUGGAGCAGAACGCUAAGCUGGCUUCCCUAGAUAGUUUACACAUGGAGAUUUUGGACAAGAAUAAAAUCAUAAAAAUUCUCAACCAACGUUUGCUGGAUAUGAAAAAGACGCUUCACGAAGAAAUAAAAAAUAGCAACAACAACAACAGCAGUUUGAUUUUAGCCAAUGGAAAUGUUCACAUGAACCAUACGGAGCAGCAGUUUGAGAGAUCCGGCUCGCGGGAAAAGCAGAUCGCUCCGAUGGCAAAUGGAUUAGCCGUACUUCAGAUUAGCAGUAACGACAAUAUUUCAGCAACAACAAUGGGAGCCCGAAUCAGUGCAGCAAAUGGAACGCAUAAAAGUGCCACCGGCACCAGUUCGUCCGCUUCUUCGUCAGGAAUCGUGAUGGAUGAAGUUAAUUUCCGAUACUUGAAACAUGUGAUAAUCAAAUUUCUUACCAGCCGGGAGGUGGAAGCCCGUCAACUGGUAAAGGCAGUGGCAGCGCUGCUGCAGCUGUCCUGUGAGGAAGAAAAACUACUCCAAGACACACUCACCUGGAAGAUGAGCUGGUUCGGCAGCCGACCGGGUCAACAUUCCCAGAUUUCUCUCUCGACGAUACCACCUAGCAGUUAAAGCUGCCUGCGCUGCGCCCCGACCAGGACACAACUUAAUCCACCAGCAAAGACUUAAACGCGCGCAAGCCUAGUGCAUGCAAUGUUUCGCUAAACAAAAUCUGCUACUGUUUGUAAGCAUGCAUUGAUAUCUCUAUCAGAACAAUAAUGCUGAAAGGACAGAAUUAACAGACAAAAAAAAGUUAAGCUCUCUAUUACCUACUCUUAACCACAAACACACAUUCUAAUCAACAAUAUUAAACCUAGGGCAGCAAAAUUUAACCAUUACUGUUAAAAAAAAGGAAUAUCAAGCAAAUAAAAUACAUUUUUUCUCUAAACAAGAACCUCCAAAAUCAAGGAUACAUAAUCAAGAGACAAAAAAUAUAAAUGAACACAAACGUUAAACAAGAGUUAACUCUAACUUAACAGAAUCUAUCUAUCUAACUCUAUCGAUCCUAUCAAUCUAGGCUCCAACUAUUUUAUCGGACUUAUUUUCUACCGUAAACGAUAUACUGAGCUAUCCAGUCGCCUUAUGAACGGGAGAUCGAGGGAGUGUACGCUAACACGAAAAUGAAGUAUUUCCAGAAAACUCCCCCUUCAACUAGUCUGUGUCUUUCUAAGAAAGCUUCGCUGCUUUUCGUUUAGAUUUCUUCGUUCGUUACAAUUUCCGUUGAUUUAUUUUGAAGAUUGAUUCCUAUUCGCAUAAGCUAACCGAUAUGAUGAGUUUUGUGAUACUUCAUGCUUCCUUCCAAAAGUAUUAUUAUUUUUUCGUCGUAUCUCACCAAGUAUUUCUUAUAGAGAAGCUUUCUCAGCUUUACAAUAGAAGCUACAUACAAGUUAAACGUACAGUUGUAGUCGUUCGGCAGUAAUCGUUUGAAACCAUUGUGACAUUUAUUGACAGCAAACUUGAUAGGCAGUAUUUGAAAAUAUAUAAAAGCAGGCAUUAAUGA